Cladocopium goreaui is the source of this 1738-nucleotide messenger RNA. The record is from the annotation of a GenBank genome assembly. Lineage: Eukaryota; Dinophyceae; Suessiales; Symbiodiniaceae.
AUGCCAGUCCCCGGGCAAAAAAUCGAUCAAUCACAGGAGAGCGGCUUGGAACUGCUACCAGAUGUUUUUGGCGAGAAGCUGCCGAGGCUGAAAACUUUGCGUCUCUCGCAGAACCGGCUGCGCUUGUUGCCCCGGAGCUUUGGAGAGCUGCGAAAAUUGCAAGCUCUUCAGGCUGAGGGUAACCGUCUGUCCCAUUUGCCAGAUUUCACCUCUUUGAGUUCACUGACGGACUUACAGCUCGAAGAGAAUCAACUUGAGGCUCUUCCAGAGACCUUCGGCCAGCUGGCCGCGUUACAGCGCUUAUCCUUGGACUUCAACUUGCUGCGCAGCCUGCCAGAAAACUUUGGUCGCCUGCGGUCGUUGCAGAAGCUCCGCCUAGUAAAGAAUCUGCUGGAAAGUCUUCCGCAAAGCUUCGGAGGCCUCAGCAGUUUAAAGGACCUGUGGCUCACCGGCAAUCGCUUGCAAGAUCUUCCAGAGAGCUUUGGAGGUCUGUCAAAGCUGCAACAGCUCCGAUUGGGGGGCAACCGGCUGCUGCGACUACCCGAGAGCUUUGGGCAGCUCAAGGCCUUGAGGCAACUGGCUUUGGAGGAGAACCUCCUGCAGACUUUGCCGUGCUCCUUUUCUCAGCUCAGCUGCCUGCAGGUCCUGAAUCUGGACAGCAACCGCUUCGCGGAGUUUCCAGAAUGCCUAGGUCUCAAAUGCCUGGAGAAGUUGUGGAUUGGCAACAAUGCUUUGCGCUCGUUUCCACAGACCGGACUGCAGAUGGAAGCCUUGAAGGAGUUGAGUGUGAAGAGCAACAAACUCCAGUCCUUGCCAGAGAGCUUGGGACUCUUGAGUUCUUUGGAGGUUUUAUACCUGCAGGACAACGGCUUGGACGUCCUGCCGGAAUCGUUGGCGGAGCUGACCAAAUUGCGCAUGCUGUGGCUGGAGGACAAUAAGUUGUCCAGCUUUCCUUCAACCUGUCUCCAGCGCGGCUCCUGCCCAGCCUUGCAGUUAGUCAAGCUGCGGCGAGCUGUGCGGUACAAUGUGGUUCAAGGACUCCUGGCAGAGCUGAAGCAGCCCUUGCUCCGAAAAGAUGCCAAUGCACGCUGUGCUGGUUUGGGAGGUUUGAUGUCCGGUGCAGCAGGUGCCGUGGUUGGCACCCGGCGGCACCACCAAAAGGAGGUGUGCGGCAGUGUGUCGCAGGGCAACUUGGAUCACAGCAUCAACCUAGCAGAUGCUCCCAUCAUCAAGGUAUAUCACCAGUCCGAGCCGUCCACGUGGAAAGAACUCCGGGUGCCUCGUGCCUUCCGCGCUGGUGUGGACGAUUCCUCAAAGGCCUGCACCUUGGAGGCCUUGCAACGGUGGUUGUCAAAGCAAUUGCAGGAUCAAGUGAAUGAUAUUGGAGUGGUCAUCGAGCAAAAGGAUGAAGAGGAUCCUCACAUCAUUUGGUUACAGGCCAAGGACAUCGAAGAAGGGGGUUCGCCCUUUCGAAACGAGCUUCGCGUCGUCGUUUGUUUUGAAGGUGAAGAGCCCAACAGCGAAGUGGUCAAGGCUUUGAGGAUCCCGCCGUCCAAGACCCGCGCGACCUCGGAAGGCUCAACAGCCAGUGCCAAAAGCAGGAAAAGCAGGUAUUGCGUGGUUCAGUAGCUUCCACCUUGGUGGGUAACCUCGCCUGCUGACCGCAGAGUUGGGAUUGGCCGCCCUGUGACGCCCUAAAGCCGCGACUAAGAUUCAGGAUCCCUGGGGUACUGUAAAC